UCACACACAUCACCGAAAGGAGUCGUAAUCGAUCGGACUACGUGAACGACUCCAUUUGGUGUAGCAUCACUUGAUCGUUUGUAUCAUAUUUUCUCCUGAAAAUUGUGUGGUUCUGUGUUCCUUGAGCGAAAAUGGUGAAGAUGGAGCAUGAUGAUGGUAAGAAUGAACCUGAACAUGUUCGGAAAUUAUUCAUUGGGGGCCUAGAUUAUAGAACAACAGAUGAUUCAUUGAAAAAGCAUUUUGAGCAAUGGGGUGAAAUCGUAGAUGUAGUUGUUAUGAAAGAUCCUAAAACCAAACGCUCCAGGGGGUUUGGUUUUAUUACUUAUUCACGUGCUCAUAUGGUAGAUGAUGCUCAAAAUGCAAGACCACAUAGAGUUGAUGGUCGUGUAGUAGAACCUAAAAGAGCUGUACCAAGACAGGAAAUUGGUACACCUAAAGCUGUAACAGUAAAGAAAUUAUUUGUCGGUGCUUUAAAGGAUGAUCACGAAGAAGAGGAUCUUAGACAGUAUUUCCAAAGUUAUGGAAGUAUAAAUUCAAUUAGCAUUGUUACAGACAAAGAAACAGGGAAAAAACGUGGAUUUGGUUUUGUUGAGUUUGAUGAUUAUGAUCCUGUUGAUAAAAUUUGCCUUCAGCGUAAUCAUCAGAUACGUGGAAAACAAGUUGAUGUAAAAAAGGCUUUGAGUAGAGCAGAAAUGGCAUCUGCUAGUGGUGGAGAUGGUGGUGGUGGUGGUGGAAGCAGAGGAGGACAAGGUGUUGGAAGAGGACCACGUGGUGGAAAUCAGGGUGGAGGUAAUUGGGGAGGCCGAGGAAGUGGUGGAGGUGGUGGAGAUUGGAAUAAUGGUGGUAAUCAAGGUGGUUAUGGUGGAGGUAAUCAAGGAGGUUGGGGAGGUAACGGCCCAUGGGAAAACCAGAAUCAAGGUAAAGGUGGAGGAUGGGGUGGUCAAGGUGGUCAAGGUGGUUACAACAGUGGUGGAAAUUGGAGUAAUGAUAAUUUUGGAGGAGGAUAUCAACAAGGCUAUGGUGGAGGACCAGUGCGAAAUAAUUUCAACUCUGGAGGCAGACCAGCACCCUACGGUAUUAAUAUGGGUCCUAGUGGCCGACAGUCUGGAGACUCGAGAUGGCUACCGCCCUUUGGUGGACAAGGUCCUAUGGGUGGAGGUAAUUCGGGAGGUGGUGGAGGUUAUGGAAAUCAAGGAGGCUAUGGUGGCAAUUCUCUUGGCGGUGGAAAUAUGGGUGGCGGCGGAGGCGGAGGCGGUGGUAGAAGAUACUAAAAUUUCUGUCACAACUAGCUCUCUCAUUCAUUCUCCCUCACAUGACCGCAUCGUGCCUCUUUCCGCUACUCCCCAGAGUCAACCGUCGUUGGAGGUAAGUUAAAGUAAGUUGUAAUUAAUUAUUAAUCAAUUAAUUAAUUAAUUUUAAGCAAUAUAGAUAAUAAUAACAUUUUCCAAGUUACGCGAAAGUUUAAUCUGUUUUAUGGUACUAGUUUUUAAUACUUAUACGGAUUGUACAUAUUGAAAUAACAAUUAAAUAUAUAAACUAUUUUUCUAAUUUAUGUAUAUAUUUUUGAUGAAAAUAUUUCGUAGUUAAAUUUUGACAUACGUAAUUUAAUUAGAUUUUUUUUCUUUAUCUGUAACUCCAUAAAACAGAUUUUUUUUACUAACAUUUACUCUUAAUCU
Messenger RNA from Vespa crabro (European hornet), 1676 nucleotides. RefSeq names its product heterogeneous nuclear ribonucleoprotein A1, A2/B1 homolog (gene Hrb87F). The record is from RefSeq and is a predicted model, not a curated record. Bases 132 to 1271 code for a protein of 379 amino acids. Gene Ontology annotation, molecular function: RNA binding. Lineage: Eukaryota; Metazoa; Arthropoda; Insecta; Hymenoptera; Vespidae. The transcript is spliced from 7 exons.